AUGAGAGUUUACAACGACGACGAACCGAUUUCUUACUCGUCGGUUUCACUUGCUCAGUUCAAUAGUAUACCGGAACCUGAUGAAAAUGACGACGAAGGAGACGAAUUUCUCGGUUUUUUCACCGAUUCUGAUUCGGUUCCUCAAAUCUCCGGUAAUAUGGAGCUUUUCCAUCUCCGUCGUCUGAUCUUCGACGCGAUUAGAGCGUAUAGACCUUCGAUAGAUCUGGUUACGGUUCUCGAUCUGAGCAACGGCGGAGGAAAUUUGCAGACGGUUAAACACGCGAUGAGAUUGGUUAUCUCUCUUCUCCGAGAGAUGGAUCGUCUCUCGAUCGUCGUCUUCUCGACGGGAUCGAAACGAUUAAUGUCGUUACGACGAAUGACGGCGAAAGGACAGAGAUCGGUGCGAUGGAUCUUCGAUUCACUCGUCGGAAUUGAAACCGUCGGUGUCUUCGGAAUGGCGGUUAACGACGCGUUGAAGAAAACGGUUAAAGUCAUUGAAGAUCGGCGAGAGAGGAAUAUAAAUCCUUCUUUUUUCCCCAGAUGA
Molecule: messenger RNA, 543 nt
Organism: Arabis nemorensis
Lineage: Eukaryota; Viridiplantae; Streptophyta; Magnoliopsida; Brassicales; Brassicaceae
Source: the annotation of a GenBank genome assembly